Molecule: messenger RNA, 1887 nt
Organism: Rhizopus microsporus ATCC 52813
Lineage: Eukaryota; Fungi; Mucoromycota; Mucoromycetes; Mucorales; Rhizopodaceae
Product: mitochondrial distribution and morphology protein family 31/32
Exons: 4
Coding region: 1-1887 (628 amino acids)
Biological process (GO): mitochondrion inheritance
Cellular component (GO): mitochondrial inner membrane
Source: RefSeq, a predicted model, not a curated record
AUGUCAGAGCUUUGUAAAAAUAACAAGAUAUGGGUACAACAGGCUAGACAUUUCCAUAGCUCUUACAUAAGACAACAACAACAACGUCAUGUUACAAAAGCAGAGUUGCUUGCGCAGGCACGUGGGUUCUUUGAAAGACUAAAGAUUCGUAUAAAGUAUCCUCUGAUGCGACAGAUUCGACCAUGGACACUUAAUGACGCUACUGCUUUAUUCUCUUGGCUAUUUCUUGGUCACACCGUCUGGCUGUUAGUGGGUACGACCAGUUUUGUCAGCUUGAUACUUUGGACUGCGAACUCGCUUCAGUUUCAAGAAUGGAUUGCAUACCGCAUUGGGAAAUACCUAACGUCAGCAACAGGUGCUACUGUCGUAUUUGAGUCAGCCAUCGUACCCAACUGGAAAGACGGCAAGAUUCGGUUCAAUCAUGUACGUAUAUACCGUAUGCCUCGAUCCGAACUUGAAAAAUUCGAACGUCAUGCUGCGUUGACCAAUAUUGGGCAGGCUAUUCCAGAAGAGGAACAGCAAAAGAAGGUUGUCGUCAACGAGGAAGAUGAUCCUUUGGCUGGAGUCGAACUGGCCGAUGACGAAAAAGACAAUGAAGUCUUGAAAAAGUGGAUGUGGUAUAACUUGGUCAUUGAUCGUGUCGAAGUCACUCUAAGCUUAAUUCGUUGGUUGGACGGAAAGGGAUUGGUACAGAGUGCUGACAUACAGGGAGUUAGAGGCGUUGUUGACCGACGUCAUGUCCGUUGGGAUCCAGACGAGCCCUAUGAUCCUGUAGCUGCUCGACACAAGUAUACACCAGGCGAUUUCGAAUUGGAAAAGUUUACAAUAGAAGAUUUGUUGAUCACAGUAUACCAGCCUAAUGGGUUUAGACCAUACCCUGUAUCCAUAUUUCAUGCGCAGCUCGAUCGAUUUCGAAAGCAAUGGCUGUUUUAUGACAUUUUGUGUGCAACCACCAUCACAGGAUCCUUUGACAAAUGUCUGUUUAGCGUACAUUCACCACAACUGGAAAAGAGUGUGCUAGAGCAAUCAGGACAUAUCGACUUUCCAGCAAGCGGAUUUCGAAGCCAUGACAUUUACCACUACUAUCCGUUCAAGCGACAGGAUCCAAAUGGUGUAGUUGUGGGCGGCGAAACAGAGAAAUUUGGUGUAUUGACAGAUGACGACAUGAAGAAGCAAGGAUAUAAAAGAAAGUCUCGUUUAAGAAUUGAUGGAGUCAAGAUUGACCAUUUAAAUCGAGGUGUAGAAGGACCACCAGGCUGGAUCACGUCAGGCACAGUCGAUAUCUGUGCUGAUAUCUAUAUUCCACAAGAAGCCGCUGAAGCAGAUUCUACUGAACUUUUGCGCCAGCUUGUAUAUGAAUUAACAGAUAGUAUCGAGCUUCCUCAGCCAGUGAUCCUUGGAGCUGGUAAUGGAGAAUUGGUCGUUGGAGGGAAACAGCGUGAAUCGAGGAAGAAGCCGAAAGAAGAGGACAUGAACAAUAAAAAGUUUAUCAUGGACGUAGACUUUCGAUUUAAAGACACAAAGGCAUCUGUACCUCUAAAGACACCUGAAUUAAGCUACCUGAAUAGUGCCAUGGUCAGGCCCGUGGUUGGAUAUAUCUCUCGCAACAAGGCUAUUGUACCCAUCAAGGUACGAGUCGUCAUGGAUUUAAGCAAUUUUGAUGGAUCAUGGACCGUGUAUGAUUCGACACUAGCUGAAAGGCUUGGAGAAAAGCUGGGCCAAGGCUUUGUCGACUUAACAUUGGAUCAACAAGAACGUAACAGAAGGUUAAAACGAAUCGGAUUUUGGAGCAUAAAAGAGAUGUCUAGAAACCUGCUGUACAUUCAUGACAUGAUGCGUGGUACAUCCAGAGGCUUUUGGAGUUAUUUGGGAACAGGCACUUAUUAA